This is a messenger RNA of Acipenser ruthenus (sterlet), 2501 nucleotides long. RefSeq lists its product as uncharacterized. Gene Ontology annotation, molecular function: protein binding. Gene Ontology annotation, biological process: protein polyubiquitination; SCF-dependent proteasomal ubiquitin-dependent protein catabolic process. Bases 1102 to 2298 code for a protein of 398 amino acids. The transcript is spliced from 3 exons. Lineage: Eukaryota; Metazoa; Chordata; Actinopteri; Acipenseriformes; Acipenseridae. The record is from RefSeq and is a predicted model, not a curated record. Gene Ontology annotation, cellular component: SCF ubiquitin ligase complex.
UCAUUCGUUGUUUUGUAUAGCUCAAUAACUACAUUUUAUUUUUGUAAUCAUUAUAGCUGUAUUUAUGUCUUUUUAAGAAUCAGUUGAACGCAAUGAUUGAUUAUUAUGUGAUUAUGCUCAGUUGAACGCAAUGAUUGAUUAUUAUGUGAUUAUGCUCAAUAAUAAAAUGUUAACUGUGACAGAAAUUUAAAUCUAAGGGGUAUUAAAUCUAUUUCAUAUAGUGAGCUUUGUUCAUGAUGACUGUGUAGGGAAAGACGCCGGGUGUCCCUGAUAAAGAUACCUUUUCCCCCAGUUCUCAAACAACUGCUUGACUCCUUUAUUAAAGCUAAAACUACAUUAUACGAAACAAGAGUGCGCAGACGUGUGGCGCAUACUGAUGACAAAACGCAGAACAACGACGGGAGAGACGAGCUAUCAUUUAAAUACAUGUAAAUAAUGAUAGGUAAGUAUGAAUGAAAUCAUUGCAAAUUCAAAGAAUGAAGAGAGGCUUUAACUUCUUCAGAGGCCUUUAUCCAAGGCGACUUACAGAGACUGGGGUGUGCAUCAGCUGCAGAGUCACUUACAACAACAACGUCUCACCCGAAAGACGAGCACAAGGAGGUUUCAGAAGAAACAGAGGAGAUCUGAUAUUGGGGGUUAAAUAACACUGCCCUCUUAUCCUCACAAAGAAGUAAUCCCCUGUGUGACCCUGCACUGACAGAGAGUACUGAACCACAGAGCAGUGUGCUCCACGAGGCAUGCUGCAAAACUCAAAAUGUUUACAGAGAAAGCCUUCACUUUUUUUUUUUUUUUGGACCACAGCAAGUGCUUUCCGGUGGUGACUAGCAUUUAAGCAACAACAAUGGUACACCCCUUGCAAAGCACCUUUCAGUUAAUAUGCAAAGAGUGGACCCAGUAAGAAACAAAGCUACAGCAAGCAGCUUGGGUAGGGUGUGCAGCUCUUCCCCUUCCAGCUUUAAGUUGCUCAGCUCUUGGCAUGACUGACCAAACAGAGAGGUUUCUGUAGCAGUUGAGAGGAGGUGCCCUGUAAAUCUCUCAAACUGCGCAGAAAGACGCACGGUUCUAAAUCAGGUCUCUUGUGGAUCUUGCACUUUCUCCCUCAUGCCCGCGAGGAGAAGAGGAGCCCCCGCUGUAGGCUCCAGGGGGCGUAGGCGCAGUAGGAGUCUGGUGUGGAGCUCGGCCCCUUUGCCUUGUGGUUCCCCAGCCCCCUUCGGCGCGCGCAGUGACCCAGCUGUGUUCCCUUUCGGUUUGCUGCCAGUGGAGUGCCAGGUCCACGUGCUCUCGUUCCUCACUGAAGUGGAGAAGUGCACCGCUGCCCUGGUGUGCCACAGCUGGAGCCGGCUGGUCCGGACUGGAAAGCUGUGGCGGGUGGCAGACUUCACCCGCAGAGGAGUAACCCUGCUGGGGAUGGAGAGCAUGCUGGUGUCCAUUAAGGAAUUUGAGCGAUGGAAGGCCUGGGUCCACCAGUACGCCCACCACCUGGCCUCUCGGGGAGCCAGCUUACUCGUCCUCAAGGCCAGCUUCAACCUGGGAGACCAGGAGAACAGGUGGGUGGAGUUCCUGUCCGAGUUCCUGGAGAGCGUCCACUGCGGAGACCUGAGCGAGCUGGGCCUGAACUGGACUUUCACACAGCUGGAGCCCUUGGGGGUCUGCCUCCAGGCCGAGCACAAGUACAGCUCGCACCAAGAGAGCCUGACCAAAAUGGAACAGGUCAGCAACUUCCAGGCGCUUCUCAGGAAGCUGCUUCAGAACUGCCCCCGCGUCACCACCAUGCGCCUGCACUUCGACUGGUCCCAGACCUCCCUCUCCCUCCUGUCGCGGUUCCAGCACCUCUGCGUCCUGGAGCUCAAGUACUUCUGGGUUUUCAAGGGGGUCAGCCCCAGCACCAUGCAGACACUGACCAGGUCCCUGCAUAACCUCAAGUCCUUAACCCUUCAUGUCCUGGUGCCUCUCCGAGACCUGGGCAUCUCCUACUGCCUGGAGUCCCGCUCGCUCGAGUUCCUGGACGUGUCUCCAAGCCGGGGGCUGGUGUUCUCCUGCCUGGACCUCCCUGCCCUGAGAGAGCUCCGCGCCAAGAAGGUACUGCGCGGGAUCACCCUGGACUGCAGGACCAGGCUAGAGAUACAGAGCCAGUGGCCCUGCCUCUACCAGAUCCUGCGCAAUGGCACCCCACAGCUUGAGGUACUCAACAGCGAGAGGCUGCUCCCGAGCUGGAGAGAGCAGGGUUACCAGGAGCUGACUGCUGCCCUUGAACAGUCCUGCUACUGCCUGCAGCACUCGGACAGCUGGCUCUGGUGACCCCCUCUGUGUCAAUGCACCAGCAUUGAGAGUAAUCCCCCUCUGUUACUCUGCUUCUGUCACCCCACUCUGACAAUCGCUCUGCAAACCUACAGCUGCUUACUGUAAUCUGUUCUAGGUGCCUGGUUCAUAAAAAAUCACACUCAGGUAAUACUAAAACAAUGGUAAAAUCUGUCCCUUUAAAUUGUUGCUAAUUUUGUAUA